AUGAUAGAGCUGUUAAGACGGCCACUUUUGUUGAUGCUGAUUGCUGUGCCUAUUCACCUGAUGUUAUUAAUCUCUUUGAAAGGAACACAUAACAUUUCGGCCGUAGAAAAAGAGUUUAAGUUUGUGGAAGCUUUGGAGGAAACUUGUGAGCGAAUGCUGCAAUAUAAACUGCAUAAAGAGAAGUCAGACAUUUCACGUUUUGCCAAGGAGGAAAGUAAUACAAUGAAAGCUCUGAAUGAGCUAAGAAGUAAAGGAGUUAAGGUAGAAUUAGGUAUACCUUACGAAAUGUGGGAUACUCCAUCAGUUGAAAUCGUAACGUUAAAACAGAACUGUGAGACAUUACUAGAGCGUUAUGAAAAUGAUCUCGAACAGUGGUAUAAUAUCAGGAAUAGACCACUACUUGAGGAAUAUCUGUGUAAAAAACGAGUAUUAAAACGCACAGAACGUGAUUGUAUGGAAAUUUCUGAUAAUCUAGAAUUAUAG
Molecule: messenger RNA, 483 nt
Organism: Brugia pahangi
Lineage: Eukaryota; Metazoa; Nematoda; Chromadorea; Rhabditida; Onchocercidae
Source: the annotation of a GenBank genome assembly